GCUUCCCAUCCAACUCCUGCGCUGCAUUGCCCCUGACCAUGGCUCUCUGGAAUUGUCAAGCGGGCCAACGUUAGUUUCGCAUAUUAUACUGCUGUGCCUGACCCUGUGCCCCGGGACCUCACGAUAUUUUCGCGAUCCACAGUUACCAGUGCCCCUCCCUCCCUUUUGUCGAACGGUGACCGGCAGCCGUGGUGGUAUCAGCGUCUUUCCUUUGUCGUCAUGUGGGACUCUCUCUCCAACCCACCGGAGGGCCUCAUCGGAGGUUACCAAGGGUCCAGCCUCGUGAUCAAGAUCUUGAUGGCUGUCUUCAGUGCCAUUGCCCUCUACAAUGCAGUCGAACUCGUUAUUCUCAUUUUUCUCACAUUCACUCGCUACAGUGGACUCUACUUUUGGAGCAUGCUUCUGUCCGACGUACUCGGGGUCAUUCCCCACGCGGUUGGUUAUUUGCUGGAAUUUUUCGCGGUGGGCCCAUUGUGGUUUGCGGUCACUCUUUCGACAAUCGGAUUCUACUUUAUGGUGCCUGGUCAAUCCAUUGUGUUAUAUUCUCGUCUUCAUCUGGUGGUACAAAGCCAAACGACCCUUCGACGUGUUCUCGCCAUGAUCAUCAUUGAUGCGAUUAUCCUCCUCAUUCCUACGACUGUCCUUACCUAUAGCACUAUUUACAUUGGCUCCACGGCGAUCAUCAGAGGGUACAAUGUGAUGGAGCGAAUGCAGCUGGCCUGGUUUUGCGCUCAGGAGAUUCUCAUCUCCGGCAUCUACAUCGUUGAAACAAUCAAUUUACUCCGGUUGCGGCCGGAAAAGGAUCCGCAACGACACAAGAGCAUGUACGAGUUGAUUGCGAUCAAUAUGGUCAUUGUCUUGUUGGAUGUGUCCCUCCUCGUGCUGGAGUAUGUGGGACUGUACACCCUCCAGACCACGCUCAAGGCCGCUGUCUACAGCGUCAAACUGAAGCUGGAGUUUGGAGUAUUGCGAAAACUUGUCUCGCUCGUCAACACCCGCCCGUCAGAAUCCAGCUCGACCGAUCAGGAUGACUUCCCGAACUUCGUGGACCCAGAGCAGAUCACGGGCGAUGUCACGCGAGCAGCUCCGCCCAGCGCGCACACGCAGUCGCGAUAUCCCUGGACAGCCCUUUCCAUGGACAGCCUGGCUUUGUCCGAGCGUAGAAGGCCCUUGUCGCAGUCAUCGGAGGCUCCCCGGCCUCCUUAAUGUAUGGCACAGGCCACUAUUGAAGUUGAUCGCCCAAGCGUGAGACAAAAGUACGUUUCGGCGGAGUGGACUUGCAUCCGUCUGUGACCUGUCAUA
Aspergillus aculeatinus CBS 121060 is the source of this 1302-nucleotide messenger RNA. RefSeq lists its product as uncharacterized. The coding region runs from base 220 to 1206 and encodes 328 amino acids. The record is from RefSeq and is a predicted model, not a curated record. The transcript has a single exon. Lineage: Eukaryota; Fungi; Ascomycota; Eurotiomycetes; Eurotiales; Aspergillaceae.